This is a messenger RNA of Lucilia sericata (common green bottle fly), 2238 nucleotides long. Its product is annotated as D(1A) dopamine receptor-like. The transcript is spliced from 3 exons. The record is from RefSeq and is a predicted model, not a curated record. NCBI's taxonomy places the organism in Eukaryota, Metazoa, Arthropoda, Insecta, Diptera, Calliphoridae. Bases 1 to 894 code for a protein of 297 amino acids. Gene Ontology annotation, molecular function: neuropeptide receptor activity. Gene Ontology annotation, cellular component: membrane. Gene Ontology annotation, biological process: neuropeptide signaling pathway.
AUGACUUUCAAUUGUUUUAACUUAGAACCCAUUUCACGUUUAUGCUGUAAACGUUCAAGCUCUUCCUCCUCCUCUAGUAACACAUACAGCGGACGUCCUCACUUAUAUUGUAUGCGUUUUGCCACUUUAAAAACUACACUACCGGAGAAGGAAGUCAGUGCCACCAGCAAUUUUUGCACAGCAGACUGUUGCAGUAGUGGCGGUGGUGGCGGCAGUACGGCAGCUACAAACAUUAACGCCAACAAUUCAAAUAUGACAACAGCAACCAUGUCAUUGCCAUCAACAUCAUCGGCUGUAUCAGCAUCAACAUCGACAGCAACCGCAACCAUGUAUCGUUACCAAAUGCAACAGCAAUAUCACAAUCAUCCACAUAAUCAUGCCCGUUGUUAUUGUAUGGUGCAGCAAGUGGUGCCACAAUUUAAUAGCAAAACGGAUGUUAAGAAAUCUUUUAAUAGCAAAAGAAGUUUAAAGGUCACAGAAUCAGUGUUAAGAAGAAAUAAUAUUGCCAAGAAUUUGGAAAGUAAAAAACGUGUUGUUAAAAUGCUGUCCGUUUUGGUUUUGGAAUUCUUUAUAUGCUGGACACCACUCUAUGUUAUAAACACCGCGGCCAUGUACAUUGGCUCAGCCAUUUACGAGUACAUUGACUACAAGUCCAUAAGUGCACUACAGUUGUUGGCGUAUUCAUCAUCCUGCUGUAAUCCUAUCACAUAUUGUUUUAUGAAUGCAAAUUUCCGUCGUGCAUUCUGGGAUACAUUCAAGGGCAUGCAAUGGUGUGGCAAACGAUUUCAACGGAAACGUUCCACCGCACAAAGUGGUGCAAAUUUAUGUUUAGCCGGCAGCAUACGUGUCAAUAGUUGCACGGUACAGACAGUAAUUGAUAGUCCACGUUUGUAAAAUAUGAAAAUAUUCCAGAGGGAAUAACUUUUCCAUGGCAUUUUGUAAAUUUAGUUUAUUGUGAAUUUGGAAACCUCAUAUAAUGAAGGUGUUCUAUUAAAAUUACUGUGAAGAAUUGUGAACCAAACCAUAAAAGUUGUAUACAUUGUGAAAUGUUAAGUGAACUAACUCACAACGAAUUGUAGUAGAUUUUUUAGUUUAUAUAAAUAUUCAUUUUUGUAGCUUUUAUAUAAACAUUUUGUAAUGACUACUAUAUGUAUUACCCAAAGAUUAAUUGUCAGUUUUAUAAAUUUAUGAAACUCUUAUUUGCUUAAGAAUUACAUUCAUUCAUACGUAUUUUUAUCAGACAAAGUACUCGUCAUAUUACAGUUUAUAUUUACAAAAUAAAAGUUUCUCCGAAGUGAUUGUAAAAUUAAAUUAUAUAAAAUAUUAUUCAAUUUAUAAACCGUUAUGGUAUGUUUAUCUAAACAAUUUAUCUUAUAUGUACAUAUGUUAUAUUUUUUAUACCCACCAUCACAACAUUCAUUUUAUCAUUCAAUUUGUAACACAUCGAAGUAUCGGAGUAUCAUACACAGAGGGAAAAAGAAAUAUACUAAUAUACUAUAUUGACAACAAAAAUUUUAUAAUUUUACAAUAACAUUCGUUGUUAAAGUAUAUACAUACGUACUAUAACUCUAUGUAAUGUUGACAACGAAACGUUGUCAACAUUGCAACAAUUCGUUGUCGAAAUCUAAAUUUUAUUCACAUCCGUUGUUAAAUGUUAACAAACGUGGUAAGGUCACUAUGUAGCAAUGUUGUCAACAUUAUAUAGUGUUGUCGUACGUAUGAUAUACUUUGACAACGGAUGUUAUUGAAAAAAUAAUAAAUAGUUUGGUGUCAAUUUGGUACCAGGCGUGUAUAUUUCCUUUUCCCUCUAUGCAGAUCUACAAAAGUUUAUAUAUUCUAGAUCUAGAUGAUAACACAGUUCUGCAUAAAUAAAAUUAAAUUAUAAAUCCUGAUAUUAUAUAAAAAAAAAUAUGAAUUCAUAAAGUCCUAUGUACGAAAUUCAUCUUCUUUGAUGAUGGGUAUAUAAGAUUCGGCUUAGCCGAAUACAACACUCUUACUUGUUACUUUUUGUAUUGUUGUUAUCAAUGGACUAUAAAUGUAGCAAAUACUAGAUAAGUAUUGCCAAUACUUGAGUUGAGUUCAAAUAUCAAACCAAACGAAAUUUGCAUAUUUUUUAUGCAAAUAUAAUUUUAAGAAUUACUGUAAGGAGAACCAGAGCAACAACAAAAUUGAUUUCCUUAUAAAUAUAAAAUAUUUUAAAAUAGUUUUUCCUUUCAAUUUUAAAUUUUUAAUAAAUGU